AUGCUCGCUAAGGCGGCUCGCAUCCUUAAGGCUCUUAUACAAUCAGCUAGCUCGAGAUAUCAAAAACUCAGUCUAGUUGGAAAGGCUUUGAUAUGGUUCCUUCUGUUCUUCUAUGCAUGUCUAGCCGCAUUUAUCAUCGUGGUCACUCCAGCUCGCAUUGCUCAAUUUAUGUAUGACAUCGCUCAAGACAUCCGACGCCUUCCCUAUGGGCACGCGAUUCUUAUCAGUGUCAUGAUUCUCGCUUCCUUCCCCCCUUUCAUUGGACAUGCCACGCUCGUUAACUUGUGCGGUUUCACAUAUGGUUUGCAAGGCUUCUUUCCUGCAGCAAGACUGCAUUCAUGGACGUCCACUAACGAGAAAUGGCAGGCUCUGGAAGCUGUAAUACGGUCAAGAGGCAUGCCCUUGAUCAUCCUCAUCCGCAUCUCCGCAUUUCCGCCAUGGGUUUACUCAAACUCCCUAUUCGCAAGCAUAGCGCCGCGACUUUGUUUCGUCCUCCCAAAGGUCAUGGUUUACGUGUUCGUCGGAUCUCGUAUUGCUAGACUCUCGGAUGGCGAACAGAGGAAUCAUAUGGAUACUCAAACCAAGGUUAUCAAUAGCCUUUUAGUUCUCGGUGGUAUCUUGCUAUCUAUCUUAGCCAGCUCGCUGGUCUAUUAUUUCAUGCAGAAGGAGAUCAAGCGUCUUCAUGCCAGCUCGUCAGAGCGUGAUGAACUCGCUGCAGAGGCACUUGAGGAAGCAGAGGAAGCGCCUUUGUUGAGCUCUCACUCUUUGGCUUAA
This is a messenger RNA of Suillus paluster, 774 nucleotides long. RefSeq names its product Golgi apparatus membrane protein TVP38. The transcript has 9 exons. Bases 1 to 774 code for a protein of 257 amino acids. The record is from RefSeq and is a predicted model, not a curated record. Lineage: Eukaryota; Fungi; Basidiomycota; Agaricomycetes; Boletales; Suillaceae. Gene Ontology annotation, cellular component: Golgi membrane. Gene Ontology annotation, biological process: vesicle-mediated transport; mitotic spindle elongation.